UCCCAAAAACACUCAAAACACGCCUUUCCGAGUUUCUGGGGUUACAGUUACACUAAACACUCAGGCCUCACCCCUCAUUCACUCCUCUCCGUCCUCUCCUCUGCGCCGUUCCCAACCUCACCCUCACUCACUCCUCUUUGCGACGCCGCUGUCACCACUGUUCGUCGCACCUCCUUGGCCGAGACCCUGCGUUCUCAUUUAAUCUAACUUCACGUUAAAGGGGCAUCUUCGAAGUCACUGCUGCCUGCCGUAUCCUCGCCGUCGCUUCUGCCUGCUGCACCCUCGCCGUCGCUGCUGCCUGCUGCACCCUCACCGUCGGGGAUUCCUUUGCCCUUUUUUUGAGCCUCUGCUUGUUAAUUUAGAAGUUCAAUGGGUCCUAAACAAUGCCAAGUUUGCAACGAAGCACAAUCCAAGUACAAGUGCCCUUCAUGUUAUGUGCCUUAUUGUUCUCUGGCAUGUUUCAAGAAUCACAAAGAAUUUCCAUGUGAGAAGCCGUCUGCUCAAGAGGACAAAACAACUGCUGUUUCAGAAUCACUUGUAGAAAAGCCAUUAAUUGUUGAUGAACCUAUUGUGGUACUGCAAAAACACCAACUGGAUGCUAUAGUGUCUUCCAAUGAGAUCCGUGAUGCUUUGAACAAUAAAGCCCUUCAAGAACUAGUUUGCAGCAUUAAUUGUUCCCCAAAUCCUGAGAACGAACUUGAUAAAGCUAUGGCUGAGGAGGCAUUUCACUUGUUCACAGAUAAGAUUUUAUCAACUAUCAAUCCCUAACUGCAUGUACUAGUUGCUGAAAGAAGAGUGUGUAGCAGAAAGUUAAAUCAAAUUUUGUAUCUUAAUUGAGCCAAUGUAUGGGUGAAAAAAUAUUACUUUGAAUGCAGUUGACAUUUGUGGUAUAAUUCCCAAAUCUUCAUAUCUUGUUGCCUUCUUGUAUCUUUAUUAUAUUUUGUUAAGUUUUAACUGCUCAAUAUAUCAGGAGAUUUCAUGUGUUGAUAAUGACACGGAACCAACUUGGAUGUCCAAUUAUUGAAUUUUGUCAAGACAAAGAGCAGUGGUGUGAUUGAGCAAUAAUGCCAAAAUUAAUCUAAUUUAAGUGAGCUUUUAUUAUAAAUCUUUAGUUACUGUAAGUUAUCAACUUUCGAAUGAUUGGACAAUAAACACUACUUACAAACCAAAUUGGGUUGGUCUACUGAUUAACUCCCUAAUCCGCUUAAGCAAGUGUUGGGGGUUCGAAUCAUGUCUUGUGCAUGUAGCAACUUAUUAGCCAGCGGCAAAUCUUUAAAUGGAAUUCAGUACCGCGGCGAAUUAGUCUUUGACAUGUUGAGUUGGAGAUACAGUGGAAAACCAAAAAUAAACACUACUUGCACAAGAUCUACUUACACAAGAUUGAUUUGACAUUCUGUUGUGAAGUUACUUUAUAUAACCCAAUCCUAGUCUGAUGUCUCAGAUAUAGAACUCUAGCUGUGGAGGCCUGGGUAACAUGGAUGACAAUGUUGGAAAGUUUAUUAUAAUAUAAACUUUUAUUGUGGCUUAGUUUUAGUUAUUUAUAAUUAUUA
Arachis duranensis is the source of this 1550-nucleotide messenger RNA. RefSeq lists its product as uncharacterized. Lineage: Eukaryota; Viridiplantae; Streptophyta; Magnoliopsida; Fabales; Fabaceae. The coding region runs from base 370 to 768 and encodes 132 amino acids. Gene Ontology annotation, cellular component: pre-snoRNP complex; nucleus. Gene Ontology annotation, biological process: maturation of LSU-rRNA from tricistronic rRNA transcript (SSU-rRNA, 5.8S rRNA, LSU-rRNA); snoRNA localization; box C/D snoRNP assembly. The transcript has 9 exons. The record is from RefSeq and is a predicted model, not a curated record.